This is a messenger RNA of Triticum urartu, 942 nucleotides long. Its product is annotated as auxin-responsive protein SAUR50-like. Gene Ontology annotation, biological process: response to auxin. The record is from RefSeq and is a predicted model, not a curated record. Lineage: Eukaryota; Viridiplantae; Streptophyta; Magnoliopsida; Poales; Poaceae.
UUCGCGAAAAAGAGAGCCCUUUUGGGCCACUCUCACGGUCUCACCAGCUUCACAUUUCAAAACACGGCCUUUCAACCAAGAGACCAUGUCUUGGUUGAUCUGUCUAUAUAUGUCAUCCCACCUCUCUCCUCCAAUCCCCCAAUUCCAAGCUUGUUCUACAUUAAUUGCAAACUUUUGCGACUACAUGGCCUGUGAGGUUUUGCGCACCAAGGGGAUGGCUGAGGAGAGGUCGGCGACGGGGAAGGCCGGGCUGAUCACCAAGGCACUGGACCAGUGCUGGAGUACGACGGCAAGGAACAGCAAGCCAGCGGAGGGCUGCUUCUCAGUGUACGUCGGCAUGGGCAGGCAGCGGUUCAUUGUGAGGACGGAGUGUGUGAACCACCCGUUGUUCCGGGUGCUUCUGGCGGAGGCCGAGGAGAUGUUUGGUUACGCAGCCACAGGGCCCCUUGAGCUGCCCUGCAACUCUGAGGCGUUCGCCGGGGUGCUGGAGCAGAUCGAGGAGGAGAUGCAGAUGGCGGCGGGGAGGAGGAGGUACGGCCUCCCCAGGGGGAACUCCUACCGGCUGCUCAGCACCGGUUAGACUGUCAUCAUCAGCCGAUCGUAGCAGUACACUGGAUUGGCAUUGAAUGAUGCCGAGUUGAUGAGCUCCGAGUUUCUGCUGAGCUCGCAUUUUCAGACUAUCAUGUACACAUUUUGAAGCAGCCUUAGCAUUCCCAAGUAUGAUAAACAACAUCAUCAUAUACUGGACAAUGUUAGAUAUAUUUAUUUCUUCUUCCUUUUUCCAUUUUUGUGAGAAAGCCAAUGUUAGCUGUUCAUGUGUGUUCACCUUAUAAGUUGUAGUAACUGUCGGUGAAAGUGUUAUACGGAUACAUGAUAUGAUUUUUCAAUUUGCGAUAUCUAUAUAUGCCAUAAUGGAAUAAUUCCAAAGUAGAACCGCACACU